Pisolithus orientalis is the source of this 1145-nucleotide messenger RNA. RefSeq lists its product as uncharacterized. The transcript has 13 exons. NCBI's taxonomy places the organism in Eukaryota, Fungi, Basidiomycota, Agaricomycetes, Boletales, Pisolithaceae. Bases 121 to 1065 code for a protein of 314 amino acids. The record is from RefSeq and is a predicted model, not a curated record.
CAAGGUUAGUCUCACGAAGAGUUUGCACAACGGCUAGGGUUGUCGAGCGGCUGGAAUAUAAUAAGGCCAGACGCAGAAGUUCUUCUCUAGAUCCAGUCCUUUGUUCCCCGGUGUUCCCCUAUGGGCCCAUAUGACCAGAUUCUAGGUCCUCUUCUAAUAGGCAUUCUUUUCAAUACAUAUUUGUAUGGAAUCGUCACAUACCAAUUCGCGUCAUAUUACCGAGCUGAUUUCAACGAUCGACUUGCCGUGAAAUGUGCGGUGGCAUUCUUGCUCGUCCUUGACACAGUUCAUAGUAUAGCGUUAAUCUAUAUGGUUUGGGUAUACAUGGUCACGAACUACACAAAUCCAACCGCGUUGCAGUACUUUGCAUGGCCAUAUCCCUUCACGCCCAUCGGCACCGCGCUUGCCGCACUUGUAACACAAAUAUUUCUCGGUGACCGGAUAUACCGCCUUACCCACAACAAAGUAAUUUACGGUAUUGUCAUCAUGAUGGCUCUCCCCGCAUUUGGUCUUGGAAUUGCUUGCGGUAUCGAAGCAUGGUUCAUCCAUGUGCUUGCUGAUGUGCCACGUGUCAAUGGCCUUGCGACAGCCUGGGUUGUGAUGCAAGUGAUCGUGGACACAUUCUUAACCGUUACAUUAUCUAUUAUUCUCGCUCGUGCGAAGACGGGUUUGCCCAUUACGGACGGCGUUCUCAGGCGUUUGAUACGCGGGGCUAUCCAAACUGGCGUGUUUGCAAUUAUAUUCUGCUUGGGCGAGUUGAUCACUUUCCUGCUGCUUCCAAAUGCAAGCUUCUAUGGCAUGUUCGGCGUUCCAGUUGGUCGAAUCUACUCCAACACUUUACUGGACACGCUUCUGGUGCGUGAGAAGCUUAAAAAGGAACUGUCGAGUACUGCAUUCCAGAGGGCAUCACAGGUGAUGGGCUGGAUACCGAUGACAAGAGUGACGCCGGGACCUGCGGCCACUAGCCUUCACCUUGAAGUCCACCGCAGCUUGCAUGAUACAACAGACGUUACAAGUACAUACGAUGAGGGACAGAAGAACACCAGCAUAGAUCAGCAACAUUAAUCGUAGUUCGUACGGUACAUACAUAUUUUAGGUAAUUUUAGCUAUUGACUCAUGUAGUUGAGAUGAUUAUAAAUACGGAG